UUAACCGCAACUCUUACAGAUAGGUCAGAGAUAUUCUUAUUCUUCAUAUUUGAUUUUGUUUUUAGUUUGUUAAUUUGUUCAUAUUUUGCUUGUUUGUUUGCUUGUUUGUUUAAAGAGAAGGUAAAUUAGACGCAUUUUAAAGUUUCGAUAAAACGACAAAUCAACGCAGGUUCAAAUUAUUUUUGUUUACAGGUCUGAUGGUUACCAUAAAUGCCGUUGAUCAGUGCGAGGCCGAUAUAGUCAGCUGCCUAUUUAUGGUGAUGGGAAGGGUUAUGAUGCACGGGGACACAGAUGAAAAGCUCCUGGCAUAUGCCCGAUCCGCACCUGUCGACGAAUUGUGCAGAAUUUUGGAGAGCGGCAGUCACUGUGCCCAGUACGCCCUGGACACCAGCUGCGUCUCACAGGACGUGGAUAGAGAGGUGUAUGCUUACAUGGCGGGGGUCAACUACGCCUGUAGUCCGGAGGGCCGUCAAAUGAUGGCAACGGUGCAACAGUCCCCUUGUCUUCAGGAUGUCUCUUUGUACCAUCAAAUGUCAAGAGCAGAGAGGAAUUGUACAUCCAGGCAACGUGAGGCUGUGGAUUCUCUCACUACUGAGGGCGGUAAAGGGAAAGAAACGCCAGCUGACCCUGAUGUGGUUUGCCCAAUCAUAGAAGAGAUGGAAAAUUGCAUGACGACAAACAUUAUCAGUGUGUGUGGAGCUACGUUUGGGCAGUUGAUGGACAAUAUUGUUGCAGUUAUGGGGCCUUCACAAUAUGGAGUAGACUGUGUGGAACGUCGACGUCGAGAGAGUACAUUUGCCAGGCGAACUCUUUGGAGUCUCCUUGGACAGUACAAGGAAAGGAUACUCGGAUAAAUCCUACACUGAUGCACACGCUGGCUGAUUGGUCGGAAUUGGAUAAGAAAGAGAGAAAAACAAUAGUAUGGGAAGGUGGGGAAAUUCCACACUCGCACUUACAGCCCUUAGAACCAACAGGAAUCUGUUUGACAUUCAGCUUUAAUAAUUUUGCUUCUGUCUGCUUUGUUUUAUUUUUCAAAUUAGCUUUAAUUUCUUGUAUGGCUGUCUUUUUAUUUUCAUUUUGGCAUGUGUGCUCAUGUUGAUGUGGAAUUGCCCCCCAAUAUUAAACUUUUCAUUAAGUUGAACAAUGGAAGUAUGAGGGUGGUGAUAUCAUAGAAUUCAUAUUAAUGUUUUGUUUCUUAACUUAUCAGACCCAAAGUUAAACUGUUGAGGAGGAUGUGUCAUCUUUCUACAUAAAGUAGCUUCUACAACACUUGUCUCACAAUCCAAUUGAAAAGUAUGGUGUGGAAUUCCCCCAUUUUACUAUAAUAUAAUGUCAAACAAUAAAGUGAUUAGAAAACCAUAAGAA
Molecule: messenger RNA, 1365 nt
Organism: Aplysia californica (California sea hare)
Lineage: Eukaryota; Metazoa; Mollusca; Gastropoda; Aplysiida; Aplysiidae
Exons: 5
Coding region: 198-854 (218 amino acids)
Source: RefSeq, a predicted model, not a curated record